AUGCCGUCUUCUCGGAAUGUCGUCCAAUCGGUCACCAAGUCAUUACUAUCUACUGCGAUUGGCAUCGCAAUUGAAAAAGAGUUCUUCACUCUGAAUGUUUCGGUAUCAACGUAUGUGCCGGAACUCACCGAUACACCUUACGGACAGAUUUUGCUGCAGAACCUCGCCGAUAUGACUGCAGGAGUUGAGCCUCCAAAUGGAACUGACGUUCCCAAUUUAUUCACCGACAUUUACCCGAUCACUGAUCCAGAAGCCGUGCUGGAUUUUUUCAAAACCUACCAGAAGGUGGCUGAGCCCGGUGAAGUUUUCAGUUACCAUGACGAAAACUACUACGUUCUCGCCCUCUCUCUCACGCGUGCCGUCGAAGUACCACUAGGAAACUGGAUUACUAAACACAUUUGGGAGCCAUCAGGGAUGGGAUACGAUGGAUUUAUGCGAACAACCGGAGCGCACCAGGUUGACGGCUAUGGGGGAUUAGCUAUCGCCUUGAAGGACAUGGCCCGCUUUGGCUUGUUUGUCCUAGAUUAUUUCCAUGACAUAGCAGGACCUGAUGUGCCAAAGCGCUGGUUCGAUAAUAUUGCCGAUGCGACUACAAGUACAGGGAUUCGUGCUCCUGGUAACAUCAAAGAGGUACCAAAUUCGGGUUAUCAAACUGGGUGGUGGACUAUGCCAAGGGAUGAGGAUACGUAUCAGCUAUGGGAUGACCGUGGGUUCGCUGCAUUGGGGACAUAUGGCCAGGCAAUCUAUAUCAUUCCGGACAUUGACGGGGUUAUUGCCAUGCAGUCAAGCUACCAGAUUCAUUAUGCCGACCUCUUUUGGUAUGGCCCAGAGUUUGUGACAGCUGCCGCUGUAGCAGUAAAACAUUAG
Molecule: messenger RNA, 867 nt
Organism: Penicillium canescens
Lineage: Eukaryota; Fungi; Ascomycota; Eurotiomycetes; Eurotiales; Aspergillaceae
Product: serine hydrolase domain-containing protein
Exons: 1
Coding region: 1-867 (288 amino acids)
Source: RefSeq, a predicted model, not a curated record